AAUCAUUGAUCAAAUAAGAAAGAAGAUUAGUUGUAACUCACCAUCAUCACAUGACAUAGGAAGGAUUGUUGUAUGUCUUUGUCAAGCUUGUAAAUUAUUCCAAUGAUACUUUUUCGACAAAUUAACCUCACGUGAUUUUUGGGGCCUUCAUUAAUUAAUUCACCCACGUUGUUUUUUUCCACGCUCAAAACUACCAUAAAAAGCAAAGCAUCUCAAUCUUCCACACACACUCACUUCCCUUCCCAGUUACAGAGAAGCAAGCAAAUCCUAAAAAUCAACAACCCAACAGUCCUCACAAAUUAAACUCUAUUUCCUCCUCUCUCAAAUUUCAGGAAAAACAUAAAACCCUAAAUAGGGACAACUGUCGAUGGAGUCGAUGGACACGAAACAAUCCGAAUCUAGGUCGACAACCCGCGUCCAUGUGACAGCCCUAGACGGCCUCGUCAAUGUCAACUCUCUCUUCACCUUCGCCGUCUUCGUCGGUCUCUCUCUCACCACGCCGGGCACCCAACGGAGCCUCGAGGACCGAGUGGACUGCCACGCAGACGUUGCCGUCGCCAAGAGGCUCCUCGUGUUCGAGGUUUUUUCGUUCAGCUUCUUCCUCUUCUCCUCCCUUGUCGCGCAGGGUCUCAAACUGGCCAUCAAUCUGUUGAACAGCAAGGUAGAGCUUGCGGCUAAGGCAGACAUUAACAAAACUGGCCUCAGAGUUGGGAUGUUGUUUUCGGCCUUUGGAUCGGUCAUGGGUUGCGUGUUCUUGAUGCUUUCGAUGAUCAAUGUGAUCCAGAUUCGGUUGGGGACGUUGUCUUGUGGGUGCAAAUCAACAAUUCUUGCAGUCGCCGUGAUGGUUAUACUGGUUACAAUUGCACUUUUGGUGUAUAUAUCCACUGUUGUAUAUACUUUUAUGACAAAUAUACCAGUGGAAGAGAAGCGCACCCACUAGAUACGCGCUUGCUUAUGGAAGAUUUGGUCUUUGUAUCUUAUUGAAUGUUCAAAAUGUAAAAUGUACUUUCUGUAAAAUGUAAAAUAUACCUUCCGCAAUGUAAAAUAUACCUUAUUGAAUGUAAAAUUUAAGUGAAAACAAAAACCCAUGAGCUAGUCUGCAUUGUACCUUACCCUGCGAUAUACCCAUUUCAAAGAUUGCACUAUGUUGAUCAUCAAACCCCAGGGGAAGGAAUUAUUGAAAUAUUUAUUAUAUAUAUAUAUAUAUAUAUAUAUAUGUAUUAUAUUAAUAUAUAUUUCAAUAUUGCACUCCAA
Cornus florida is the source of this 1254-nucleotide messenger RNA. RefSeq lists its product as uncharacterized. The transcript is spliced from 2 exons. The record is from RefSeq and is a predicted model, not a curated record. Bases 368 to 940 code for a protein of 190 amino acids. Lineage: Eukaryota; Viridiplantae; Streptophyta; Magnoliopsida; Cornales; Cornaceae.